GCAGACCUCGAUCGCAGUUACUCCCUGCCUUCCAUCGUCUCAGAGGGUGAGGGCCUCCCCGGACCGCGACUUUCUCCACACCCCUCUUGCAAAACUAGAGGGAAACGAAACCGAAAGUGCGUAACGCCGGAGAAACCUUCUGAAAGAAAAUGGCCAGUGGAGAAGGAACAACUUCUGAUGCUGGCUACAAGUAUGUGGAAAUUCUCAAACUUCAUGCAGUAGCAGUCAAUAAGACCUUGACCUGGAAAGAGUCACAAACUGGACCAUCUCAUGACCCUGUGUUCAUAACUUCUGCAGAACUUGGGGAUACAAUAUACCCUGAGGCCCAGGGCAAAACGAAGAAGAAAGCUAAACAGUUUGCAGCUAAGAAUGCUUGUGAGUCACUGAACCUUCUAGAUACAUUAGCUGAGCAGCCUCCCAACAUCUCCAGCCGCAUACCGAGCCCAGCUGGCAUGGAAAAUUACAUCAGCAAGCUCAAUGAGUACAAGCAGAAGAAUGGCUUGGAAGUACGGUACGAUAUUAACCAGCUCAUUACAGGGAUGGCCCACAUUCAAAAGUUUAGUUGUCAAGUUCUCAUUGGUGAUAGAAAAUACCCAGAAGGCUUUGGAGGAAGCAAGCAAGACGCCAGGAGAGAAGCCGCAAGGCUUGCAUAUGAGGAAAUUGGGAAAUAUCAAUGUACUUCCAAGGAUCUCGAGAAAUCACUGGUAGAUGUGAGGAAUGAGGAAGAGCCCAAGGAGAAUGCAGAAGACUUUCCUGUCCAGAAUCCCCAAAGGUUAACAAAAGAUGAGGCAGCUCGGCAGGAAGAGACGAGUAAUCUGCCCUCCAGUGUGGCUGCCGCUGAAAUCUCCACAGACUUCAGUUCCAGAAUGUCAUUCAGAGGUUCAGCAAAUGCGGUUGGAGAACUGAACGAGUUUUGCCAAAAGAGAGGACGGUCCCUUGACUUCCUGCAAGUGGAACAGCGAGGACCUUCUCACGUCCCAGAGUUUAUUCUACAAUGCGUAAUAAGUGGAAAAAGAUUUCUGAGUGCCACUGGGAAAAAUAAACAAGAUGCCAAGCAGAAAGCAGCAUCUCUGGCUUUGGAAGAACUGAAAAAGUCCAAUGAUCUAUCAUUGUCAUCAGGAAGCGAGCAAAGCAGAAGCUGGGAACAGGGAAGUGACAAACAAUGGGACAUGUCGAACUCUGCUUCAGCAGAUCCAUCUACACCCAGCACGGCGAAUACCUCUGGGUCCAGAUCGCGAAGGCGAUUAGCACCAACUUGGACGAGUACGACAGAAUCUUUCAAGGGGAGUGGAAAAGGUGAAAGACUAAAAAUAAGCAUGAAUGAAUUUACUGACAGAGAAUUAAUCGGCGAAGGCGGAUUUGGCCGUGUUUAUAAAGCGAAGUAUACUGUUGAUGAACAGUUCUAUGCGAUCAAGGAAAUUCCUACAGGGGACGACCGCGCAAGACGAGAGGCCAUGUCAUUGGCAAAUAUGGAAAAUCCCAACAUUGUUCGAUACCACAUUUCCUGGUUUGAAGAGAGGGAUAACAAGAAAUACCUGUACAUCCAAAUGAAGUUGUACGAGAAGAACUUAAGUGUCUGGAUGCAGGAGAGCUAUCAGGAACAGCAGGUCGAAGUUUCCUUAAACAUAAUGCGUCAGUUGUUGGAUGGCGUUGAGUACAUUCAUCGGCAGAACUUGAUUCAUCGGGAUCUGAAGCCGGCAAACAUCUUCCUAAUCAAAGGAGAGAAGCUGGAGGCAAAAAUUGGUGACUUUGGCCUCGUUAGGGUGAACGAUCAGAAUCUGCUCACCAGGCACGUUGGGACAUCUUCCUACAUGAGCCCAGAACAGUUCACAGAAGACGGCUACAACCACAAGGUCGACAUCUUUGCCUUGGGACUGAUCUUCUUUGAGCUGCUCUGGAUGUAUCAAGGCACCGAGACAGAAAAACUAAAGAAAUGGAAAACGAUUCGCAAGGGUAUUUUUCCUGGCAAUUUUGCUGAGCAGCAUACCAAAGAGAGCAUCUUAAUCCAAAAAAUGCUGAAGGAGACUGCAGCUGACCGACCAGAGGCUGCUGAGGUGAGGCGGACGAUGGACUCCUCCCAUGCGCAAACCAUUUGAGGGAUCUAAGAAGUAAGAGCCCGCCCCGAUAGCCAUCUCGGAUUGUGGAACGUAAAUAAUCGGCAUCCUUCCUACAGAGAAAUCUUGUCAUGCACUAGGGUCACUUCUGGUACUUUUUAAUAUUAAUUGUUUCAUGCCUAGACUAAGCAGUGUUAAUCAAUGCUUGAUUCCAAGGGUCUGUUUAAUUGGAGGUUCCUGUCAUUGCAAUAGUCAGGUAGUUUUUGAAGUAAUGUAAAGGUUUAUAUACUCAGUGAUCUCUUUGUUAGGUACAGGAGAGGUGUCUGUGGUCUUCCGCUGCUCUAGCCCAUCCACGUGUGCUGCAUUCAGACGCUGUGCUGCCACCACUGUUGGAACACAAGGUUACUUGAGUUACUGUCACCUUCCUGUCAGUUUGAACCAGUCCAGCCAUGCUCCUGUGGUCUCUCUCAUUAACCAGGCGUUUUCACCCAUGGGAUCUUUAUUUUUGUUUUUCGCACCAUUCUCUGUAAAUUCUAGAAAUUGUUGUGCAUGAAAAUCCCAAAAGACCAGCAGUUUGAGAUAUUCAAACCACCCCAUCUGUCACCAACAAUCAUUCCACGAUCAAAGUCACUUAGAUCACAUUCCUUCCCCCAUUUGAUGUUUGGACUGAGCAACAACUGAACCUCUUGACCAUGUCUGCGUGCUUUUAUGCAUUGAGUUGCUGCCACGUCAUUGGCUGAUUAGAUAUUUGCAUUACGGAGCUUGUGUACAGAUGUACCUAAUAAAGUGGCCACUGAGAGCAGAUCAGAAAGCAUUCCGUCCCUUUCCCUCCCCUCACCUCAAACUCACUGCCUCGCCUCCUCACUAGCCCACCCAUCUCCUCAGCCACAUUCCCACCACCUCAAUGCACAUACUUCACUGGCUUGUGCUUCCCCUCACUCCCACCUCCACCCAGAUCCCUCAUCUCCUCACUCCCCACCUCCACCCAGAUCCCUCUUCCCCUCACUCCCCACCUCCACCCAGAUCCCUCAUCUCCUCACUCCCCACCUCCACCCAGAUCCCUCUUCCCCUCACUCCCCACCUCCACCCAGAUCCCUCAUCCCCUCACUCCCCACCUCCACCCAGAU
Messenger RNA from Mobula hypostoma (lesser devil ray), 3181 nucleotides. RefSeq names its product interferon-induced, double-stranded RNA-activated protein kinase-like. Gene Ontology annotation, biological process: protein phosphorylation. The record is from RefSeq and is a predicted model, not a curated record. The coding region runs from base 150 to 2096 and encodes 648 amino acids. Gene Ontology annotation, molecular function: eukaryotic translation initiation factor 2alpha kinase activity; double-stranded RNA binding; ATP binding. The transcript has 21 exons. Gene Ontology annotation, cellular component: nucleus; cytoplasm. Lineage: Eukaryota; Metazoa; Chordata; Chondrichthyes; Myliobatiformes; Myliobatidae.